CAACCAUGGCAUUCAAAUUCGUAGUAUUCGCUGCUUUCGUCGCCGUCGCCCGUGCUGGCCUUAUUGGCCAAGCCGCUUACUCCGCUGCUCCAGCUGUAUCUUACUCUUCCAUCUCCGCCCCAGUAGCUCAUGCUCCUCUCUCCUACGCUGCACCAGUAGCUCACACCUAUGCUGCUCCAGCUGUAGCCGCCUACGCCGCCCCUGUUGCCAAAGUAGCCUACGCCGCCCCCGUUGCCAAAGUAGCCUACGCCGCCCCAAUCGCCAAAACCAUCAUUGCUGAACCUGAAGCUCCAGCCAACUACGAUUUCGGAUACUCCGUCAACGACCCACACACCGGAGACAGCAAGACCCAACAAGAAUCUCGUCACGGAGAUGCUGUGCAAGGAAGCUACUCCCUCAUCGAUGCCGACGGCACCAAGCGUACCGUAGAAUACACCGCUGAUGCCCACAACGGUUUCAACGCUGUAGUACACAAGGAACCCGCCGCCGUUGCCGUCAAGGCCGUAGCUCCAGUCGUAGCCAAAGUAGCUGCUCCACUCGUAGCUAAAGUAGCUACCCCAGUCGCCUACGCCGCCCCAGUAGCUCACACUUAUGCCGCUCCAGCCGUGUCUGCCUACUCUGCCCCAGUCUCCAUCUCCGCCCCAGUAGCUCAUGCUCCUCUUUCCUACGCUGCACCAGUAGCUCACACCUAUGCUGCUCCAGCUGUAGCCGCCUACGCCGCCCCCGUUGCCAAAGUAGCUUACGCCGCCCCAAUCGCCAAGACCAUCAUUGCCGAACCUGAAGCUCCAGCCAACUACGACUUCGGAUACUCCGUCAACGACCCACACACCGGAGACAGCAAGACCCAACAAGAAUCUCGUCACGGUGAUGCUGUACAAGGAAGCUACUCCCUCAUCGAUGCCGACGGCACCAAGCGCACCGUAGAAUACACCGCUGAUGCCCACAACGGCUUCAACGCUGUAGUACACAAGGAACCCGCCGCCGUUGCUGUCAAGGCUGUAGCCCCAGUCGUAGCUAAAGUAGCUGCCCCAGUCGCCUACGCCGCCCCAGUAGCCCACUCCUACGCUGCUCCAGCCGUAGCCGCCUACUCUGCCCCAGUAGUUGCCAAGUACUCUGCUGCCCCAGCCGUCGCCACCUCUUACUCUAGCAUUGCUGCCCCAGUAGCUGUAGCUAAAGUAGCUGCCCCAGCUCUUUCCUACGCCGCUGCUCCAGCUUUCUCCUACGCCGCUCCAGCUCACUCUUACUACCACCACUAAAUUAAAUUGUUUUAUACGAAUGCCAUAUAAAUAUUUAUUUAUUAGAAAUAAAAUUAAAUUAAAAAAUUA
Messenger RNA from Aethina tumida (small hive beetle), 1325 nucleotides. RefSeq names its product cuticle protein-like. Lineage: Eukaryota; Metazoa; Arthropoda; Insecta; Coleoptera; Nitidulidae. Gene Ontology annotation, cellular component: extracellular matrix. The coding region runs from base 6 to 1256 and encodes 416 amino acids. The transcript has 3 exons. The record is from RefSeq and is a predicted model, not a curated record.